CAAAAGCACCAGCUGGAAGAGUGUCUUUGGAGAAAAUUUGUGAACUCAACAACUGGUUGAAAAGAAGGUCUUGUUGGUACCUGUACCUGAGUCUCUUGAAUGAACAUGGCUGGCCUUCAGGACAACACUCUGAGGAUUGUUCUUGUGGGGAGAACUGGAAGUGGGAAAAGUGCAACAGCAAACACCAUCCUUGGAAGAAGAGAAUUUGAAUCUAAAAUUUGUGCCCAUGCUGUUACCAAGAAAUGUCAGAAAGCAGAGCGAGAUUGGAAUGAGAGGAAACUUCUUGUCGUGGACACCCCAGGGAUGUUUGACACCAAGGAGAAACUGCAGACCACCUGUGAGGAAAUCAGCAGGUGUCUCUGCUUCUCCUACCCUGGGCCUCAUGCCAUCAUCCUGGUACUACAGCUGGGCCGCUACCGAGAGGAGGUUCAGAAAACAGUUGCAUUGAUCAAGGCCAUCUUUGGGGAGGCAGCCAUGAAUCACAUGAUCGUCUUGUUCACUCGCAAAGAUGAUUUGGGUGAUCAAACAUUGCCUGAGUUUGUAGCAUCAUCAGACGUAAAACUGCAAAGUAUCAUCAAGGAGUGUGGGAACCGCUGCUGUGCCUUCAAUAACCAGAAGAAUGCAGAUGAAGCUGAGAAGGAAGCUCAACUGCAGGAGCUGGUGGAGCUGAUAGAGGAUAUGGUGCGGAAGAACGGAGGGGCCCACUUUUCUGAUGCCAUAUACAAGGACACAGAUGAAAAGCUGAAGAAAAUCUAUGCUGAGCAAUUGGAGAUGAAAAUUAAGCUAACAGAAAAGCAAUGUGAUCAGGGAAAAAUAUCACAGGAAGAAAAAGAGGAAAAAAUAAAAGUCCUAAAGAUGAAGCAUAAAGAACAAAUUAAAAAUAUAAGGGAACAAGCUGAAAGGAAUAUAUUUGCAAAUAUUGUACAAAGGAUUUGGAAUAUGUUUUCAAAUCUAUGGCAUAGCAUUUUCAAAUAGUGUAAAUUUUCUUUUUUUUCUCUUUAAUUUGCAUUGAUUUGUUACUGUGGUAGAUUGUAUUUUCAAAAAAUGGUUACAACAGUAUCUUCUAUCCCACCUAUUCUUCUUAUAAUCUGAGCAUGCUUUUCCUUUUGUUGAGUUAUAUGGGUCUGUGCCACUGCCUUGCAAUUCCAUGGAAUUUGUGGCUGAUUUGACAAAUAGCGAAUGGCUGUGAUUUCUAAAGUUAGAUAGGGAGGAUGCCUCCUUCCUCUUUGGAGUAUGUGCCCUUAGCACUUGGCCACCAUGUGGUGAGGAAGCCCAAGUUGUCCAUCGAGUCCACAUGAAGACGACAUGAAAUCACUGGCUCACUCCCCUGGCUGCUCUUUCAUCUGCCACAGAAACAACUUGCCAGCCGUGCCUGUGAGGCAACAUGGAAGCAGAUUCUCCAGCUGACAACUGAGCCAUCUCAGAUGAAGCUGCAAAGAGCAAAGAUGGGCCACCCCCACUGCAUCCUGCCCAGGUUUCAAGAGAAAAAUAAAUGAUUGUUGUUGCUUUAAACCACUAGGCUUCGGGAUGGUUUGUUAUGCAGUGACAGCUAACCAGAAGCAUCCUCCCAUCAUUCCCCACCAAUCCCCACAAUGCCAACAAACUGAAGAACUUAGAA
Myotis brandtii (Brandt's bat) is the source of this 1618-nucleotide messenger RNA. RefSeq names its product GTPase IMAP family member 7. The record is from RefSeq and is a predicted model, not a curated record. NCBI's taxonomy places the organism in Eukaryota, Metazoa, Chordata, Mammalia, Chiroptera, Vespertilionidae. Bases 100 to 975 code for a protein of 291 amino acids. The transcript is spliced from 2 exons. Gene Ontology annotation, molecular function: GTP binding.